AUGGUCCAGAACUUAGUUACUGAAACUUGCAAAACUUUCGCACAAAAUGAUCCAAACAUCGACUACAAUUUCUGCACAACUUCCCUUCAGGCAGAUCCAGCCAGCCAAAAUGCCACUUUACAAGAACUAGGGAUGAUUUCAAUCAGAUUAAUAAACUGCAAUGUGACAGAUACGCAGUUUUACAUCAAGAAUUUGAUCAAGAACAAGAAAUGGGGUUCAUAUACAAAGCAAUGUUUGAGAGAUUGCUUCGAACUUUACUCAGAUGCAAUCCCUUCUGCUAAAGAGGCCAUGAAAUAUUACAGUAAAAACCUCUACAGUGAUGCUAAUAUACAGUUAAGCUCAAUACUGGAUGAUGCCACGACGUGCGAGGACGGAUUUAAGGAGAAAAAAGGAGUUGUUUCUCCACUGACAAAGAGAAAUGGUGAUACUUUUCAGCUCUCUGCAAUAGCACUCUCUGCUGUGAAUAUGCUUCAGACAGGAUCAAACUGA
Messenger RNA from Fraxinus pennsylvanica, 489 nucleotides. The record is from the annotation of a GenBank genome assembly. NCBI's taxonomy places the organism in Eukaryota, Viridiplantae, Streptophyta, Magnoliopsida, Lamiales, Oleaceae.